Molecule: messenger RNA, 2824 nt
Organism: Trichoplusia ni (cabbage looper)
Lineage: Eukaryota; Metazoa; Arthropoda; Insecta; Lepidoptera; Noctuidae
Product: transmembrane and ubiquitin-like domain-containing protein 1
Exons: 9
Coding region: 1249-2478 (409 amino acids)
Molecular function (GO): protein binding
Source: RefSeq, a predicted model, not a curated record
AUUCGUGAUCAAUUUUUCACAGUAAAAUAUACUGAUACAGCAAGUUACAACAGUAAAGGAGAAAGAUCUGCCGUGCCUUUAUAAGGUUUAUCGAAACAAAGUAAAUGCAUACUAUGAAUAUACAAACACCGCCGUAACCACUUUACGGUUCACCCAUACGGCCUCUGGAGCUUGGUUAGCGUCAUUUUGUUAGAUAAACUUGAUAAGAAUGAUUUGCUAUUUAUGUAUUCUUCGAUUUUUGCAAUGUCAUGGCUGUAAUCUUAUAUUCUCGGAAUACUUGUGCUCACCUUAACAUUUAAAAUGUUUACUUUCUAAAAGGUUCUGGUUUCCCUGUUUAAGAAAAUUAUAGUUGUCUUCUCUUAUUGAUAGAUUAGUCUUUGCGUAUAUAUACCCGAUAAAUAAGCUUAGUUAUGACGUAGAACUUCGUAAAUUAUGUCCAUUAUAUCAUUAGAUUACAAUACUAGUUAUAAAAUUAGCUACGGUGGUUUAAAAUUAACGAAUUGUAGUAAAGUCUAAACGUUUUUUUCAAUAUAUUUAAUGUUUAAUAAUAAUGAUAGAUAUCUACUGUAUAAUAUCCAAAGAUCUUAUCCUUAAAUCCUUAUCGUAUGGGAUUAUCCUCUAUUGAUAUCAACCGUGAUAUCUACGAACAGAGUCUCAAUUCAGCUUUUUGGGGAUUUUCCUUAAAAUAUUUGCGCGUAAUCUUGGUUACCGGUUUAGCUUUCGCCGAAGAGCGAAAUAGCCUGAAUGGAGAAAGCUUAUUGCAACUGUUGUUUGUAGGUACGAAAUUAAGACAAAAGCUCUUCAUUUUGUGGCCAAAGUCAACAAAAGAAUAUGGUGAAAAUGUUAACAAUCACUUAUCAGCCAAAUUAAAUAGUACCUAAGGUAGGUAAAAUUAUAUUUUCAGGUCCGUACAAGUGCUUCUAGAAUUUAACAGGCAAUUGACUUUUUAAGUGUCAUGACUCAAGUUAUUGUAUGUAACUACUGUCAUAUUCAAGCAUGGGCAUAAAAUAAAUUACUGAGCAGGUAAUUCAUGUUAUUGCGCAUAUUCUUAUCUAGUUUCGUAGAUAAAAUGUUUGAUUCCAAAAACAAUGUACAAAAUAUCAGAUAACAUAGCCCGAUACAAAGGUAUUAAAGAAGAUGACCAAACAAAAGCCAUUUAGUAGUAUGUAAAGUAUAGUAAGGGGGGAAUCCCCGCCAAAAUUGUCAGAUAGCAAAACACAUAUUCAGAUAUAUAGUUCUAAGCCAAGCAUGACUUUGAUAGACGGCGUGGGGGAUGAAGUAGUGCAGUUCAUAGCUGUAGUAUUAGUUGUUGUGGUGGCGGCUCUCGCUUGGUUGUCAACCAAUGCCCGGCCGGAUCGGUACCAAACUGUGCUGGUGAUGCGCUCACGGACACACCAUCCGGUCACAGUGAGCAUAAGAACAAGAUCAAACCUGAUGUUAUCAACAACACAAACAAAUUCCACUAUGCAAGUUGUCACAUCAGAUACGCCAGGUGCUGGUACAGAAACAACUGAAGAAAACAACGCGAGGGUCAUACCGCUUCAGGAAAUGGACAGUAUAGUGGACGCCGAUAUGGCAAUGUUGGAUAACAACCGGCUACAUUUCUACAGGAGAAUAGACUCUCCAAGCAGCCCGAAUAGUCCCAUAGAACAGACGAAUGACGAGAGCGAACCCCACGAGGAGGUGGAGCCGGCCAGCAACGCUCAGAUCCGGGAGAUGGACAGCAUUGUCAGCGCCAUGGAGGCUGACGUCACCACCGGCUGUGACUUCUUCACUAGAGCUAAUGAAUCUAACUCAUCUUCAGUAAUACCGACGACGAUCAAAAAAGAUGACGUCAAAGAAGCAAAUGCUCCAUCGACAGCUAAUGUACAAAAAACAUCGGAAAGUGUGAAUACAGAAAACGCUCAGUCCACGGAAAACGUAGGCGAUGCACCGACGGAACAGGACACCAGGAAGAUACUGAUCAAACUCAAAUAUCUGAAUGACACGCUAAAAGAGGUUGACGGCAGUCUUGAUGAGCUGCUCAAGGAUUUUAAAUGGCGCCACUUCUCAUCCGAGCUGACGGCAGAGAGCCGAGUCCGCCUGAUUUUCAACGGGCGCGUGUUGAUCGACGACGCGGCCACGUUGCGCGCCUGCGGAUUGCAUGAUCGAGCCGUAGUACAUUGUCUUGUACAUCCUAAACGUACUACAAGUCAGCCGCGCGGGACUCCAGAAGAGCCUGCAGUGAACCCGCCAAUGACAGAGGGCGCGCAGCCGGAGCGCGCCUGGGACCUCGAGAACAUACUCAUGACGCUCGUCUCUGUCGCACUCACCGUCGUAUGGUUUUUUAGAUGUGAAUAUUCGAACAUGUUCACGGCCAGCGCCAGUGUGGCCCUGUUCGGGCUGACGGUGUUCUACAGCGUGGCCAUCUUCGGGCUGUACCUGUCGGACACGUUCCAGUUCGACCGGCGGCCCGCGCAGCCCGUGCCCAACAACUAGUACCAGCCCGACGCCGCACAACUAGUGAGCUUCGGAAACUAUACAUAUGCCGCCUUUUCUACUGUGUUACGAAGGUAGCGUUUGGAUAUGUCUAGCUAACAGUAGCGUGGUGGCUGCGUAUCGGCUAUAACUGAAUCUUGUUUCAUAUUGUUAAUUUAUUUUAUAUCUGUAAGUUAACUAUUAGUAGUCUGACGAGUUAAGUAACUAUAAAUAGAUCUGUGACUGUUUCUAAGAAGUUUUAGGCAUUAAUGGUAGAACUGAAUAUUUUUGCUUUAUAUGAAAACAUAUAUUCCUUGAUGUCUUUGUAAAAUGGCAUAAAAAUCUUGUGUAAUCGCCACGCUCAGGG